Microplitis demolitor is the source of this 3764-nucleotide messenger RNA. Its product is annotated as elongation of very long chain fatty acids protein AAEL008004. NCBI's taxonomy places the organism in Eukaryota, Metazoa, Arthropoda, Insecta, Hymenoptera, Braconidae. The record is from RefSeq and is a predicted model, not a curated record. The coding region runs from base 509 to 1489 and encodes 326 amino acids. Gene Ontology annotation, cellular component: endoplasmic reticulum membrane. Gene Ontology annotation, molecular function: fatty acid elongase activity. Gene Ontology annotation, biological process: fatty acid elongation, monounsaturated fatty acid; sphingolipid biosynthetic process; fatty acid elongation, saturated fatty acid. The transcript is spliced from 6 exons.
CGAGUUAAGCCCAAUGAGACGAGGAAGAACGUGCGGAAUCCGGUUCCACUCGCACUGGGAUCAUCGUGGCGUCAUGGCAUUUCUCUUACAGUAAACAUCGAUUUACCGAUUAUUCUUGACUUAUGUAAAAGCCUCCCGGCAAGCUUUACUCGAGUAGAUCCAAGUCACCACGGAAGAAAAAGAGCGAAAGAGGAAAAGUGAAAAAGAGAGGAAUCCGGCGACAGCAUACGAGAAAGUUACUAAAUGCCUGUCUCUUUACUAGUUCGCACUUAAGGCGAUAUUCUUACACAGUUGUCUUUAAAACCUAUACUAGCUGUAAUGAAUUACGUACAUAUGACUAGAUUAAUUAAUAUUUACCAGUGAGUUAACUACGAUGACAACAACGGAAAACCCCCAUCUCGAUGGACACUAAAUUAACAUAUAAUUAUUUUUAAAAUAACUAAUAAUUAUCGUUGGCAGUAUUUACGUUUAAAAACGUAUAUAAUAUUGUUAUGCAAAAAUAGGAAAAAUGACGACGGUAAUUGCAAACUUGGUGCAUGGCUACAGAGAUGUUAUCGACAAUAGGUCUGAUCCUAGGGUUAAAGACUGGCCAAUGAUGAGUAGUCCACUUCCGACAAUGGCAAUUUGUCUAUUUUACGCUUACUUUUCUAAGGUUUUGGGACCCAAACUAAUGGAAAAUCGGAAACCCUUUGACUUACGAAGAAUCCUAAUUGUUUAUAAUUUUAUUCAAACGAUAUUUUCUACAUGGAUUUUUUAUGAGUAUUUAAUGAGUGGAUGGGCGAGAGGUUACAGUUUUAGAUGCCAACCAGUAGAUUAUACGAAUAAUCCUAUGGCUCUUAGGAUGGUAAACGUUUGCUGGUGGUACUACUUCAGCAAAUUUACCGAAUUUUUUGAUACGUUAUUUUUUAUUCUGAGAAAGAAAAAUCAACAAGUCUCAACUCUUCAUGUAAUUCAUCACGGUGUGAUGCCUUUUUCAGUGUGGAUGGGAUUAAAGUUUGCGCCGGGUGGUCACAGCACCUUCUUUGCUCUUUUGAAUGCUUUCGUUCAUAUAGUAAUGUACUUUUAUUACAUGAUAGCAGCUAUGGGCCCCGAAUAUCAAAAAUAUAUUUGGUGGAAGAAGUAUUUAACUACUUUCCAAAUGGUUCAAUUUAUUCUAAUAAUGAGUCACCAAUUCCAAUUGCUCUUCAUUGAAUGUGACUAUCCACGCAGUUUUAUGAUCUGGAUUGGACUGCAUGGGGUUUUGUUUCUUGGUCUUUUUUCUGACUUCUAUAAAACCAAAUAUACCUCGACUAAUCAUAAAACAAAACAAAAUAAUACAAAUAAUGGCACCUGUAUGCCGGUUUUAGACGACAAUGAAUACAAGAUACAGCAGAAUGGAAAUUCCAUAUACACAACAACCAUUUAUAAAAAAGGAUACAACAAUUCUUACACCAAUGGCACCAAUAACGGCUACGCUGCCAAUAAUAACACUGAGAAAAAACUUGCUUAGGUUUGGCUUACAAGUGUCAUAAUUUCGAUAAAAAAAAAUAUUUUUUUUUGGCGAUUACAAAUAAUGUAAAGCCGUUUGUUUAUUUUAUUUACUUGAACUGUUGGUGUCCACGAUAAAAUCGUGUCAAUAUCGACGCACAUAUUAAUUUGUUGCGUGUCUGUUGCCUUGAACAGGCUCUAAAAACUAUAGUUUUUAUUAUUUUGUGUCUUGUAAAACAGAGUGUACAUGAUAUGAGUAAAUGCGCGAAUGAUGAACAAGUGAAUGAAUGAUAGUGUGUUAGUUUUGAUAUGUUGUACAGUUUAUUCAUGAAAAGCGUAAAUGCAAGAAUAAUAAUUUUCAAAAUUAAGAAUAGUAUUUAUACGAUAUAAAUAAAUGUUCUGUUUCAGAAUAAUUAAUAAUUUACUAAAUAAUUAACGAAGAAAGUCAGACUAUGGUCAACGUUGUUGUCACUUGUGAAUUAUUUAAAACGAAACGUUCCGACUUAAAAAACGUCUCCCUGGCGGGUCUGAAUUACGGUAAUUUAACUUAUUUGCCGUAAUUUACCGCAAAAUACGGCACAUUUACCACAAUUUACAGUAGUAUACGGAAUUUGACAGUCAACUACGGCAAAUUUUGCCGCAAUUUACGGCAAUGUACGACAAUUUACAUUAAUCUAUGGUAUUUACAGUAAAUUGUGGCAUUAAUAAGGUAAAUUUGCCGCAAUUCGCGGUAAUUAACGACAAUUAACAGUGUUUUUACUGUAAUUUACGACAUUUUACAGCAAUUGCCACUAAUAUACGGUAUGAUGCGGUGAUUUACGGUAUUUCUACGGCAAAUAUGCCGCUAUUUACGGGAAUUUACCCUAAUUCAUUUAAAAUACCGUAAAUUACGAUAUUUCUACGGCAAAUAUGCCGCAAUUUGCGGUAAUUAACAACAAUUUACAGUGUUUUUGCAGUAAAUUUGUCGGUAUUUACUGUAAUUUACGACAUUUUACGGCAAUUGCCAGUAAUUUACGAUAUAAUACGGUGAGUUACGGUAUUUCUACGACAAAUCCGCCGCAAUUUACGACCUUCUAUGGUAUUUUACAGUGAAAUACGGCAGUUUACCGUAGUUUACGGAAUUUUUACCGUAAACACAAUGUUUUUUUAUUAUUUUUUACAGUUUCAACAGUGCAAUAUUUUACUUUACGGUUAAAUACCGCAUUCUUACGGUAAAUUAUCGUUAUCUUACUGCAAAUUUACGGUCAAACUAUCGCACUUUCACCGUAAAAUACUGCAAUUUUACAGUAAAUUACAGUAAUUUACAUAAUUCGGAUCCGUUAGGGAUAAAUAUGGAAUAACGUAUCCAUGACAUGGAUUUAUAAAAUUACUUAAAUGCAAAUCAUUAACUCCAUUAACUUCAAAAGGUAAAUAAAUGAAUAGUAAAUAAAAUAAAAUGAGUUAUCUACAAGUCAACGUAGUGAUCAAAACAAUUUCAUAAAAACGCACAAACACGAGAGGUUAGAUAGAGAAAAAUAAAAUAAAAUAUAUAAGAAAAUAAUGCGGUGUCUAUCCAAUUUAUUGUUAUUAAAUAUUUAUAUUAUAUUCCAAUGUGUUCAGAGCUUCGAUAUUUAAACCUGACUAUUAAACAAAAACGUAAUUUAACAAUAAAGUAAAGUUUUUUAAAUAUUUCUAACAGUUAUGUUCAUAUUAAUCGUGUAAUUUAUAUUACUAGUAAAAACAACAGUAACUUUUUUUUAACUGACUUCGAAAUAAAUUUCUAUUAAUAGGUUCCAUUUAGAGAAUCUUUUGUGAAUGUAACUGAUAAAAACACUGUCCAAGGUGUUGCCUGCGUUUUUUUUCCACCAGCUAUCGAAUCACAAAUUUUUUAUAUAUUGAAUCGAACUUUGUAUGAUAUUAUUUAGCAAGUAUUUAAAAAAAAUUUUUAACUUGAUUUUUGGACUUGUCUACUGACUGCUAAACUAAUUGAUUAUUAAUCUCACGACUAAGAGGCUGUUAUUUUUAAAGCCUUUUACUGCUAAUAACUUUUUUCGCGACAAUUUUCAACUAUACCGUAAUUAUUCUUUUAUUGUUAUAUGAUAAAAAAAAAUGUCUAUACAUUAAUUUUAUAAAUAAAGUAUUCAGAAAUAUUAAAGUAAACCGGAAAAAAAUGUUUUGUGAAUAAGAAUUGAAGUUUCAAAUAUUUACGAUACUGAAUCUAGCGGACGUCUAAUAAUUUUUGGAUUUUUUAAAAAAUGAUAAAUUAUAAACAAAAAUUAUUUUAAAAAAUUGCACAUGUGGUUUUUUUAAUUUUCUAC